This is a messenger RNA of Paramacrobiotus metropolitanus, 911 nucleotides long. RefSeq lists its product as uncharacterized. The transcript is spliced from 2 exons. Bases 63 to 620 code for a protein of 185 amino acids. The record is from RefSeq and is a predicted model, not a curated record. Lineage: Eukaryota; Metazoa; Tardigrada; Eutardigrada; Parachela; Macrobiotidae. Gene Ontology annotation, cellular component: membrane.
UGUUUCCCAUACAGUAUAAAAAUUAUCAUACCGCCAAAAGAGCCAUUUUCAUUUGCGCCACCAUGUGGGUGUACUGUCACAUGGUGACCCUGCCGACCUUCAUCCAGGAUGAACGCCUGCGUCCCGCCAAGAUGGAGCACUUCUGCUUCUUCAACACUGACCGACGGCCCUUUUGGGGUCGGGCGUUAAACUUUCUCGUCUACCAGUUCAACGAGAUCCUCAUUAUUAUCGCCUAUCCCGUCACCGUCCUGCUGUACUGGCGCAAGCUGCGCGCUGCCAAGAUGGAAGAUAUGCGGCGCAUCAAGAAAGAACACUACCAUUACCAACAGACAGCGGCCACGAUUCGCCGGGAAACUCGGAUAAAAUACGCGCUUAUCGUCCUGACCACGGUGACUUGUAGUGUGGUGCUGUUCUGGACGCCGUUAGUGGGAUACGGGUUACUCAAACCGUUGCUGCGGCUUAAUAGUGCGGCGGCGUUUCGCUUUCAGGAGACCGUACUUGCUAUUUAUACAGUGCAACCAGCAACGGAUCCCAUUCUGCUGACCUUUGCGCUUCGUGAUGUAUGGGAGCAGUUGAAAAAGGCAUUCCCUAAGAACAACCGUAUCGACAGUUCUCAAUGAAGCAGCUUCCUGCGUUUUAUUAUUUUAUUUAUUGUCCUUCAAAAUGUCGAAAGUUGAAAAACGUAUUUGAAGUUACUAGCCAGAACUGCGUGCAAUAUUAAUUUUGCGUAGAGUAGAUAUUGUAAGAUUGGUACAUAUUGGUAUUUAACUUGCAGUAUUAGGCGUUUGCUAAUUUCGGCUUCUUGAUUAGAUGUGCAUAAAAAAUGCAUUACAGAAAGCUCAAUAUUUCGAAUUUUCUGUUUAGCAGCGGCUGGCAGAGUUGAUGUUGCCUUUCGCAAAGCAGAGGAACUU